Loa loa (African eye worm) is the source of this 1807-nucleotide messenger RNA. RefSeq names its product glyceraldehyde-3-phosphate dehydrogenase, variant. Bases 654 to 1538 code for a protein of 294 amino acids. The transcript has 6 exons. Gene Ontology annotation, molecular function: oxidoreductase activity, acting on the aldehyde or oxo group of donors, NAD or NADP as acceptor; NAD binding; NADP binding. Gene Ontology annotation, biological process: glucose metabolic process. The record is from RefSeq and is a predicted model, not a curated record. NCBI's taxonomy places the organism in Eukaryota, Metazoa, Nematoda, Chromadorea, Rhabditida, Onchocercidae.
UUACAGUUUUUUAAAUGGCAAUGAAAUAAGUUGUUCAUUUCGAAGAGUAAAAUCAUCUUAAAUAUCCCAUCUUUUUCCUGCUUGAAGGAGAGGAGCAAGGAUAAGAAAUAUGGGAGACAAAACAUUUUCCGCAUUACAUUAUUCUCUCAUCGUGUUUACGCAUCGUGUUUGCAUUUAGUACUUAACUUAAAAAAAAAAAUCAGAAAAUUAACGCUGUUACUCCAUAUCAGCUCGAUUUUACACAGUCUACCGAGGCAUUUUCACCGAUUCAUUAUGAGCAAACCGAAGAUUGGUAUUAAUGGAUUUGGUCGCAUCGGUCGACUUGUCUUGAGAGCAGCAGUUGAAAAGGACACUGUUGAUGUAGUUGCUGUCAAUGAUCCAUUCAUCAACAUUGACUACAUGGUUUGCUGACGUUAAAAAUAUUUGCGUUCCUUCGUUUUUUUAGGUUCUAGAAAUAUUUUGAAGGCCGAUUGUUUGCAAUUUUGAAAUUUGUCUUCAAGUAAAAAACAUUGGAGAGGUCGACGUCAUUAUAAAUCACCUAAUUUUUUGAAUGUUAGUAUUUGCUAGUAGGUCCCGCUGGUGAGUAAUGUGAUUCAACUUAUCACGCAAGUGUUCGUGUGAAUUGCUGUUGAAAUCCUAUUUUUCAGGUGUACAUGUUUAAAUAUGAUUCAACACAUGGACGCUUCAAGGGUAAUGUUUCUGCUGAGGGAGGAAAGCUUGUUGUAACGAACGGCAAAAGGACCCAUCAUAUCUCUGUACACAACAGCAAAGAUCCCGCCGAAAUACCAUGGGGAGUAGAUGGCGCAGAAUAUGUUGUCGAAUCGACGGGCGUUUUUACAACAACGGAGAAAGCAAGUGCGCAUCUGAAGGGUGGUGCCAAGAAAGUCGUUAUUUCUGCUCCAUCAGCUGAUGCACCAAUGUUCGUAAUGGGUGUCAAUAAUGACAAAUAUGAUAAGGCCAACAAUCACAUCAUCUCUAAUGCUUCUUGCACCACCAAUUGUCUGGCUCCUUUGGCUAAGGUCAUCCAUGACAAGUUUGGAAUCAUUGAGGGCCUGAUGACCACUGUACAUGCAACAACGGCCACUCAAAAGACCGUCGAUGGGCCGUCCGGAAAGCUGUGGCGAGAUGGUCGUGGUGCUGCCCAAAACAUCAUCCCGGCAAGCACUGGUGCAGCGAAGGCUGUAGGAAAAGUCAUUCCGGAUUUGAACGGAAAGCUUACUGGUAUGGCUUUCCGUGUACCAACUCCGGAUGUAUCAGUUGUUGAUCUCACUUGCCGACUGCAGAAGGGUGCAACUAUGGAUGAAAUUAAGGCCGCUGUAAAGGAGGCGGCUAAUGGACCAAUGAAGGGGAUCUUGGAUUACACCGAAGACCAGGUUGUAUCAACUGAUUUCGUUGGUGAUACACAUUCAUCAAUCUUCGAUGCUCUGGCAUGUAUUUCUUUGAAUCCAAACUUCGUUAAGCUGAUUGCGUGGUACGAUAACGAAUAUGGCUACAGCAAUCGUGUUGUUGACCUUAUCUCUUACAUUGCCAGCCGAUAAAGAGCAUACAUCAUCGUCAUCAUGAGCUUGCUCUAUGAAAAACCAGAACGCUGUUAUGGAAAAAAAUUUUUCUUUUUGCUAAUUUUAUUAUUGGUAUGAACAGAAAUCCAUUAUUUCUCUUCAUUCUUAUCACUGUGUCCUAAGUAAACUUCCUCCCCAACAUCCUAUCGUAUAUCUCUCCUAGUUGACAUUUGUGUGCUUUUAAAAUUAUAAUGGGUAGACUAUGUUGCUGUUCGCGAGUUAGUUUGAAUUAAUAAACCUGUUCAGAG